UUCUCGUAACGAUCAGUGCUUUGGCCGGUUGUGGAUGGUGAAUUGUUUCAUCAGGAGCCCAUUGACAGUCUUCGGGAUCCCAACUCAGACGUGUCAGUCUUCUUCCGGUCCUUAGAUGUGAUAGCGGGAACCACAAGCAACGAAGGGUCGCUCACUACGUACAUGUUUGCUGAGCAUCAGGAAUCAAUGCAGUUUGAUAUGGAGCAGGGACUGCCGACCCCUGUACUUUGUGAUGUGCUAGGACCAGCUGUUGCCAGGGAUAUGUAUGGAGACGAGUCUCUCUCAGACGCCAUCUGCAAGGAGUACAGCUCAGACGACCUGCUGCAACAAAGUAAGAAUAUCAACUAUCUGUAUGCAGAAUCCUGCUUUGUUGCACCGGCUCUACAACUUGUUGAAUUCCAUGCUCAAGACAGGACAUCUUCUAAUACCUACCAUUACGUCUACAGUCAGGAACUCAGUUUUACUUUCUUGUUUCCCAUACCAGCCUGGAUUGAUGGGAUGGGUGCCGGCCAUGGCAUGGAACUUCCUUAUAUGUUUGGUCCGGCCAGCCAGAAUGACGAGUCGCUUGCCACGGAUGAGGGCAGGGAAUUCACUGAUGUUUUAGUUUCGUACUGGACAAACUUCGCAAAAACAGGCAAUCCGAACGGCGGAAGUCUGGUACCGUGGGAGCAGUUUAGUUCUACGUCAAGGGACUACCUGGAACUCACGUUCAAGCCUGUCCAGGGCCAGAACCUGUUUGAGAAAAGGAUGAACUUCCUGUUACACGAGCUUCCUAAUAUACACAACAAUAAAGCAAAGACCGAGCUGUGAUCCAGCGCUCUGAACAGACAGUCAAC
Mizuhopecten yessoensis (Yesso scallop) is the source of this 836-nucleotide messenger RNA. Its product is annotated as cocaine esterase-like. The coding region runs from base 163 to 810 and encodes 215 amino acids. Lineage: Eukaryota; Metazoa; Mollusca; Bivalvia; Pectinida; Pectinidae. The record is from RefSeq and is a predicted model, not a curated record. The transcript has 2 exons.